AUGGGAACAGCGGCGGAUGCGGAGUGGCUGCGCUGGGUGAGCAAGAAAUUUGGGAAUGUCGCUGGGAAGGAGAAGGAGAUCAGCCUGGAAGAGUUCAAAUCCGCCCUGCAGGUCAAGGAGUCCUUCUUUGCCGAGAGGUUUUUUGCGCUCUUCGAUUCCGACGGGAGCGGCUCCCUGAGCCGGGAGGAGCUGCUGGGAUCCCUGCGCCGGCUGCUCCGCGGGAAUUCCACGGAAAAGCUCCGCUUCCUCUUCCAGGUGUACGACGUGGACGGGAGCGGCUCCAUCGAUGCCGAGGAGCUGCGGGUGGUGCUCCGGGGGUGUCUCCGGGAGAGCUCCCUGGCCCUUCCCGAGGAGCGGCUGGGGGCCCUGAGCCAGGCCCUUCUCCAGGCCCUCGACCGGGACCACAGCGGCUCCAUCACCUUCCCGGAGCUCCGGGAGCAGCUGGAAGCGUUUCCGGAACUCCUGGAGAACCUGAGCAUCAGUGCUGCCAGCUGGCUGAAGCCCCCCAGUCCCAGUCCUGCUGAGCCCUGGCUGUGCUGCUUUUCCCGGGAAUCCCGCCAGGAUCAGCGGGCCGGGAUGUGCUGCUUUUCCCGGGAAUCCCGCGAGGAUCAGCGGGCCGGGACGUGCUGCUUUUCCCGGGAAUCCCGCGGGGAUCAGCGGGCCCGGCUGUGCUGCCUGGGGGGCUGGGUCGCCACCACGGCGCUCCUGCUCGCCCUGGGGGCUCUGUGGCACCGGGAGCGCGGCCCCGCCCUGGCGCUGGCCCGGGGCUGCGGGCAGAGCCUCAACCUCAACUGCGCCCUGCUGGCCGCGCUGAUGCUGCGGCGCUCUCUGACCUGGCUGCGCUCCACGCCGCUGGCGGAGCUGUUCCCGCUGGAGCUGCACGUGCAGGGCCACGAGCGCGUGGGACACCUGGUGCUGGCCCUGGGGACCGCGCACGCGGGGGCACACCUGGCACAGGCCGGCCUGGCACAGCGGGACUGGCUGGUGGCCCUGGGCGAGUACGUGCGGCGGGCGCGGCCGGGCGCCGGUGGCGUUGGUGGCACUGCCCCGCAGACCGGGCUGGCGCUGCUGGCGCUGCUCCUGGCCAUGCUCGCCUGCUCCAGCCCCUGCGUGCGCCGCGGCGGCCACUUCGAGGUGUUUUACUGGAGCCACCUCUGCUACAUCCCCGUGUGGUUCCUGUUGCUCCUGCACGGUCCCCACUUCUGGAAGUGGUUCCUGAUUCCCGGCUCCCUGUUUGUGCUGGAGAAGGUUCUGGGCUGGGUGUGGCGCCGGGCAGGCGAUCUGCACAUCCUGGAGGCCAAGCUGCUGCCCUCCAAGGUGACCCACCUGGUGAUCCAGAGGCCGAAAUCCUUCCGCUUCCAGCCGGGGGAUUACGUCUACCUGAACGUCCCGGCCAUCGCCGCCUACGAGUGGCACCCCUUCUCCAUCAGCAGCGCCCCGGAGCAGCCAGAAACCCUCUGGCUGCACAUCCGGGCACGGGGCCAAUGGACCACCAAGCUCUACGAGUACUUCCAGCAGCUGGAAUUGCACGGCCCGGAGCCGAAUCCGCCUGGGAAGAGCCGCAGGGAGCGGAGGAGCCGGCACUGGGAACAGGGCACCGAGCCCGGGGAGAGCCAGCGGAGCUGCAGCGUCAAGUGCUUCCUGGACGGUCCCUACGGAACGCCGAGCCGGCGGAUCUUCACCUCGGAGCACGCCGUUCUCAUCGGAGCCGGCAUCGGGAUCACCCCCUUCGCCUCCAUCCUGCAGAGCAUCAUGUUCCGGUACCGGCGGCGGAAGCAGAGCUGCCCCAGCUGCCGUUUCUCCUGGAGCGAGGAACGGCGGGAUGAGGAGAUGACGCUCCGGAAGGUGGAUUUCAUCUGGAUCACGCGGGACCAGCAGCACCUGCAGUGGUUCCUGGGCCUCCUGGCCAAGCUGGAGGCGGAGCAGGCGGAGCUGGAGCCGGGAGGGAAGUUCCUGGAGCUGCACCUGUACAUGACUUCGGCGCUGGGCAAGGGGGACGUGAAGGCGCUGGGGCUGCAGCUGGCCCUGGACCUGCUGGCGGCCCAGGAGCAGCGGGAUUCCAUCUCCGGGCUCCGCAGCCGCACCAGCCCCCGCCCCGACUGGGACAAGGUGGCUGGGGCGGGUGGGCGUGUGAGCGGCGCGGAGGCGGUGCGGGGUGUCGGUGUGCCUGUGCGCUCAGCGGGGCUGGCCCGGGCCCUCCGCCCGUCUCUGCCCGCCGCCCUCGGCAUCCGCUUCUGCCG
Molecule: messenger RNA, 2240 nt
Organism: Serinus canaria (Common canary)
Lineage: Eukaryota; Metazoa; Chordata; Aves; Passeriformes; Fringillidae
Gene: NOX5
Product: NADPH oxidase 5
Biological process (GO): superoxide anion generation; defense response
Cellular component (GO): plasma membrane; NADPH oxidase complex
Molecular function (GO): superoxide-generating NAD(P)H oxidase activity; calcium ion binding
Source: RefSeq, a predicted model, not a curated record